This is a messenger RNA of Closterium sp. Naga37s-1, 576 nucleotides long. The record is from the annotation of a GenBank genome assembly. NCBI's taxonomy places the organism in Eukaryota, Viridiplantae, Streptophyta, Zygnematophyceae, Desmidiales, Closteriaceae.
AUGCGCGGGCGCUCCGCGGAGGCGCAGCGGUCCGCGGUGCUGCAGGGCUUUCCGCGCAUCCCCGCGUGGUUCCGCCGCCUGUUCCCCUUCUCGCACUGGGGCGCGGAAGCCAACGCGGCUAUCACUCCGCGGUUCUUCUCCUGGCUUGUGGGCCCAUGCCACGUGGAAGAAGCCGAGAUUCCCGCUGUUGACGAGGGGGGAUUUCGCAGCGGAGCAGCGGGAGAGGGGGAGAAGCGGGAGAAGGGGGAGAAAGGAGUGGCGGGGAGUGGGGCAAGGGGAGAGAUGGUGAAGUUGCAGUGUGGUGUGAAGAUAGAGAGGUGCAGGUAUCUAGAGACGAGUGGGUGUGUGGGAAUGUGUGUUAACCUGUGCAAGAUGCCCACUCAGCACUUCUUCACACAUGAACUCGGUGUUCCGCUCACUAUGGAGCCCAACUUUGAGGACUUCAGCUGUCGCAUGGUGUUUGGCCUUCCUCCUCCACCCCCAUCCUUGGACCCUGCUCUCCAGCAACCAUGCAUUGCCACAUCAUGCCCUGCAGCUAGAUUAAAUACCAAUGAGCCAUGUCACCAGCUUCAGUGA